CUGCACUUCCCGGCGUGCCCCACGACCGCCGCGGUGCGGGUCAAGAUGGCUCCCGUGGAGCACGUUGUGGCCGACGCCGGCGCCUUCCUGCGGGCAGCCCCGCUUCAGGAGAUUGGCAGGAACGUCUACACGAUCCGUGAAGUGGUGGCCGAGAUCCGGGACAAGGAGACCAGGCGGCGGCUGGCGGUGCUGCCCUAUCAGCUCCACUUCAAGCAGCCUUUCCCCGAAUACGUGCGCCUGGUGACGGAGUUUUCCAAGAAGACGGGCGACUACCCCAGCCUUUCGGCCACCGACAUCCAGGUUCUGGCCUUGACCUACCAGCUGGAAGCUGAGAACGUUGGUGUGGCCCACUUGAAGAAAGAGCCGGAGCAGAAGGUAACGCUCAGCUCGACGACCCAGCACCCCGAGGCCCCAGUGCGUGUCGCUGGCUUCCACCUCCCUGCCAAGACCAAACGCCCUGGGGGUGAAAAGCGCCUUUCGGCUGCGGGCGGCAGAGAACGCGCAGACUCCGCCGGGCCCGAGCUGGCCUCCGAGUUUGGCUCCUUCCUCUUCUGGAGGCCUCCCCUGCCCAGUAUCGAGGAGGACCUGCAGGCCCUGCUGAAAGCUGACGCCGUCCGUGCUGAGCCCGAGGAUCCCAACACCCAGGAGAGUGGAGAGGACAGCGCAGAGGAGGAGGAGGAGGAAGAGGAGGAGGAGGAGGAGGAGGAGGGCGGCGGUUGGAUCACACCCAGCAACCUCAAGCAGGUCCAGCAGGGCCUGGGCCACGGCGAUGAGCCGACCGGCGUGCAGGUUGGCUGCGUCACCACCGACUUCGCCAUGCAGAACGUCCUGCUGCAGCUGGGGCUGCACGUGCUGGCGGUGAACGGCCUGCUGAUCCGGCACGCCCGGAGCUACAUCCUGCGCUGCCACGGCUGCUUCAAGAUGACGUCCGAAAUGACCCGGCUCUUCUGCCCUCACUGCGGGAACAAAACACUGAAGAAGGUGGCGGCCACCGUGGAGGACGACGGCGGCCUCCGGGUGCAUUUUUCCCGGAACCCAAAGGUCUUGAACCCGCGUGGACUCCGGUACUCGCUCCCCGCUCCUCAGGGCGGCAAGCACGCAAACAACCCCCAGCUGACGGAGGACCAGCACUUCCCCCAGCAACGGCUCUCCCGCAAGGCCAGGCAGAAGACGGACGUCUUCAACCCCGAUUACAUCGCAGGGGUUUCUCCGUUUGUGGAGAACGACAUCUACAGCCGGGCUGCCAACCUGCAGAUCCGGGACGCCGCGCUGGGCGCAGGCAGGAGGCGCCUGAAUCCCAACACAGCAGCCAGGAAGUUUGGGAAGAAGCGAUGAAGCGGGGAGGGACGGCCGCCUGCCCGGGCCACUGGCGGCGAGCGGACACUUUGCUUUUCCAAAGGGUUUGUGAGAAGGCAGGACUUGGGCGACCUGCCUGUGCAGGGAAGCGCUGUGCUUCCGAGGCAGUGGACAGAAAGGGGAGGGGAGGGCGCGGCAUCUCCGAAGGCCCCUCAAGCCAUCCGGCACGUGGCCGUGUGCCCCCUCCCACGCAACAGACUCAGCAGCAGCAGCUGCCAUCUUCCGAAUAAACCAGGCCCUUUCUGCGUUCCGUCUCCAUCUUCUGUAAAGUGGGGGAAACGUUGCUUUCUGGUGCCAGGAGGAAAGGCCACCAGCUCAGCAGUUUGGGGUGGGGGUGGGGUGGGGGGACUGGCACGCCUCCUAGAUCCACCCAACACCGUGGGGUUUGACAUGGGCGCUUGCUUCCUGGCGUUUCUUUGCACUGGUGGUAGAGGUCAAGGGCAGAAGGCGGUGGCCGUCCCUUCUUUUUACGACCAGUUUUUCGGCUGGAGCCCCCCCUCCCCCCAUGUCUGCUGGGCCAUCUCGUAUCAAGCUGCUGGCUGGGAGCCUUUAGGCGUGGGUGUUCAAAGCCAAAAUGAAGGAGAGGGAAUGGCUAGAUUUGUGGUGAACACCCAAGCACACACCUUCGCUGGAUUAAAUCCUCUUUGUUCGGAA
This is a messenger RNA of Elgaria multicarinata webbii, 2010 nucleotides long. It is a transcript of the gene NOB1, whose product is annotated as NIN1 (RPN12) binding protein 1 homolog. Bases 46 to 1335 code for a protein of 429 amino acids. Lineage: Eukaryota; Metazoa; Chordata; Lepidosauria; Squamata; Anguidae. The record is from RefSeq and is a predicted model, not a curated record. The transcript has 9 exons. Gene Ontology annotation, cellular component: preribosome, small subunit precursor. Gene Ontology annotation, molecular function: RNA endonuclease activity. Gene Ontology annotation, biological process: maturation of SSU-rRNA; ribosomal small subunit biogenesis.